GGAAGUGCAAACCAACAUGCCACGCUCCAAGCAAUCGUCGUCGGUGAUCCGCACCCUGUUGUGGGCGGUGGGCUUAGGUCUGGCUACCGUACUUGGCAAGCAGUUUGACUAUUCCUUCGACCCGCACGAGCUCGAGUGCCCCGGCAACGUGACCCACGAGAAGGUCAUGCUGACCGCGUACCGGCCCCAGUACGAUGGCGCCAGCAAGCGCGACUUCACGGACCUCAAGUUCAAGAAGUUGUACACGUUGCAGGACUUUUUGGACAACCGAGCGCCGUACGUGACGGUCGGGAUGGAUCCGCGGUUGAAGGUGCCCUACGGGACGGAGAUUUGCAUUCCCGAGCUGAACAUUCACUUCCGGCGGAACGUGAAGCUGCAGGUGCGCGAUACCCACGAGGAUCUGGCUGGGGGUGCAUACCGGAGGGUGGACAUUUGCGUCCGAACGCAGGCCGACAGCUUCGAUGACGUUGUGAAUUUGCUCGAGGCGACGUUGGUGAUGUAGGACAAAAUUGUGGUAAUAAUAAAAUGUUCAG
This is a messenger RNA of Culex pipiens pallens (northern house mosquito), 533 nucleotides long. RefSeq lists its product as uncharacterized. The transcript is spliced from 2 exons. The record is from RefSeq and is a predicted model, not a curated record. NCBI's taxonomy places the organism in Eukaryota, Metazoa, Arthropoda, Insecta, Diptera, Culicidae. The coding region runs from base 17 to 502 and encodes 161 amino acids.